AUGAAGGCCUCAGCGGUGGGACGAGCAGUCAGUCACGGGGCUCUCUGUCGGAGCCCCGUAACCGAAGACCACACUCAGAGGACCAGCGGAAACUCAUUCGUUGCCACAACGGUACAGUUGAAGAGCAUGUUCGGGAAGACCACCGAGACGGAAGAUCGUUCUCCAAGUGCCGGACCCUCACCGACGGGGAUAGGAUAUCUCGAUUUCACGGAUGGCUGGGAAAGACUCUCACCGUCCUAUAACAGGACGUCAGGAACCAUAUCGCCGUCUGAUUCCAACAACUUGUCUACGGCGACCGUUUUGCCGGCAAUCGAAGCAGUAUCAUGGACGUAUCGUCGAGAGGCGACUCCCGUACCUCAGGACAAAGGCGCCAGAGUCCGAGCACACAGGAGGAAGGCCGCAGUCUCCGAGAUUCCGCUUUCUGCCUUGUUCGACCCCAACCUAACCCUAUCGCAAUGCUCGGGUGCCGACCCGGCCAGCACUCAGAUAAACGGCCAAUAUCACAUCGACAAGGGCAAGAGUGACAGCCAUUUAAGACACCAUAUCCUCCUGGAGGGCACUGAUGAAGAGGAGCUGCGCAGGACCUCUCCGCGAAGCUCGACAUUGCUAUCCGAGCGCCUCUCCUCUAAGUCGGAAGGACAUAGUCUCCCAAACAGUGAGCCGGUCGUCGGGCCUGGAGCCAUCGAAUCGCCCAACAGGAAACUCCGGCUGAGAGUUUCUAGGAGCGCACUAGCCAAGGCGCGGCAACAGGCGGGCGCAAAGUCACGGACCUCUUUUGGUCAUCGCAGCUCAGGCUCGGCGGACGACCCCGAUCGCUCGGUCAUUGCGACUCCCUCACCGGUCCCUUCAACAACCGAAACCGCACCAAGCAAGCAACGACGGGGGCGUGGAGGAGGGUAUCUCGCCAGACCCUCUGCUACACCAGAGUCGCGUCCAUCUUCAGACCUCGCCGCCAUACCUAGCGAGAUCGAAGCUUUAUUCUACGCCACCGGUAGCCGCGUCAACGGCAAAGCGCUCCUGCGGCUGAAGAAGCGCUUUCCGGACCUGGGCGCUCGCCUCGCUGAGAUGCAGCUACAGUCGGUAGAGCCGCUAGCCGGAGUUGCGGGCGAUGAUGAACGUGCCAGACAGGCGGCCUUUCCUGGGGAAGCAGCGCGCCACGAGCAAAGCCAUCCGCUGCGCAAGAAACGACUCAGGGGCCAGAUAUCCAGGUGGAUGAAAAAUGCCAGGCAAGCGGUCACUGGUGGUAGGGCGUCAAAGGGUUGGCGAACAUGAGGUUUCAGUCUUCGAGAGAAUCAACUUGAAAACAGGGAAGGGACAGGCUUGGAUUCGGCUGAUAGUGAACAAAGAUGAUACGAAGUGGAAGCCUAGGGAGAAGGGUGCUUCUCGCGGUCUGGCGCUAUCACAGUUCGCUCACUUUGCUUAGGAUACAGUUAACUACAGAU
Molecule: messenger RNA, 1442 nt
Organism: Chaetomium strumarium
Lineage: Eukaryota; Fungi; Ascomycota; Sordariomycetes; Sordariales; Chaetomiaceae
Exons: 2
Coding region: 1-1272 (423 amino acids)
Source: RefSeq, a predicted model, not a curated record